Molecule: messenger RNA, 1717 nt
Organism: Cheilinus undulatus (humphead wrasse)
Lineage: Eukaryota; Metazoa; Chordata; Actinopteri; Labriformes; Labridae
Product: E3 ubiquitin/ISG15 ligase TRIM25-like
Exons: 7
Coding region: 1-1689 (562 amino acids)
Molecular function (GO): protein binding; zinc ion binding
Source: RefSeq, a predicted model, not a curated record
AUGGCAGCGGCGACUAUUUCUAUAGAGCAGGACCAGUUUUGUUGUUCGGUGUGUCUAGAGAUCUUGAGAGACCCGGUAACGAUCCCGUGUGGACACAGCUACUGUCUAGACUGCAUCGAAGACUACUGGAACAGAGCUAAACAUAAAGGCCAGUACACCUGUCCUCAGUGCAGGCAGGUGUUCAACCCCAGACCUCUGCUGAACAGGAACACGGUGCUCGGAGAGGUGGUGGAAAAGUUACAAACGGCUCCGCGCGAGUCCAAACCAGAUGAGGUGAAGUGCAGCGCGUGCACGGUGAAGAAGACAGCGGCUGUGAAAUCUUGCCUGGCGUGUUUAGAGUCCUACUGUGCGCCUCACCUGAAAGCCCACGAUGAACGCUUCCAUGGAAAGGCCCACAUGUUGAUCCCAGCCUCCGAUGAGCUGAAGGAGAAGCUGUGUCCACAGCAUGACAAGUUACUGAGGCUGUACUGUCGCACUGACCAGCAGUAUGUGUGUUCACAGUGUGUGAAAGGGAGACACAAGGGCCACGAAGCAGUCACGGUGGUGGACGAGAGAGCAGCACAACAGAAAAAACUCCAGGAAUCAUCUUUGAAAUCUCUGCACAGACUGAAGGACGCAGAGAAAGAGCUUCGAUAUGUUGUCAAAUACAUAAAGCACUCCACAGAGGCCGUGGUGGAGGAGAGCGAGAGGAUUUUCACCAGGAUGAUCCGCUCCAUAGAGAAGCAGAGCAGCGAGGUGAAGGAGCAGAUCAGAGGACAGCAGAGAGCCGCCGUCAGUCAGGCUGAGGAGCUGCUGGAGAAGAUCCAGAGGGAGACGGUGGAGCUGAGGAGGAGUGAAGCUGAGCUGGAGAAGCUCUGUCGCACCGAGGACCACCUCCACUUCCUGCAGAAGUCUAAGUCUCUUCACUUCCCAGUGAUGACUGUGGAAAUGCCAAGCACCGACUCUCUUCAGUAUCUGAUGUAUAAAACCAUGAGAGGAGCUCUGGCAGACCUCAAAGACAGUCUGGGUGAAACACUAGAGAAAGAAUUCAGCAGAAUCUCUGAGAAAGUUAAUUCACUGAAGGAAACCAGCAAUCAGAUAACUUCAGAAAAGGCCAAAACAGCAAAAGACAAUGCCAUACCCUACAACCUUGACCCAAAGACAAGAGCUGAUUUUCUACAUUAUUACAACGAAGUAGCCCUGGACCCAAACACAGCCAACCCUUACCUGUCCUUCUUCGAGGGUCGCAGAGGAGUGACCACACGCUUAGAGCCUCAGUCAUACCCAGACCACCCACAACGUUUCACCAGCUGGGCUCAGGUGCUGUGCAGAGCCGGAAUGGCCGGACGCUGCUACUGGGAGGUGGAAUGGGCCGGUAACGGAGGGGUUUCUAUUGGUGUUUGUUACAAAAAUAUGAACAGAAGUGGAGGAGGGAGCGACAGCAAACUCGGACACAACUCCAAAUCCUGGAGCCUGGACUGCUCCCCGUCAGUGUGCUCAUUUCAACACAAUAAAGAGAGUGUGAGCAUCUCUGCUCCAUGCUACAGCAGGAUAGGAGUGUAUCUAGACUUUAGGGCUGGAACUCUGUCUUUCUAUAAUGUUUCUGAUACAAUGGUUUUACUCCAUAAAGUAAAGGCAUCGUUCACACAGCCUGUUUACCCAGGAUUCUGGGUAGGGUUGGGCUCUACGCUGAAGCUUUGCUCUCUUUAAAUCUAAAAACUUAACAGCAUCACAGAGU